AUGCCCACAUCCCCAUUCCUCUUCACUUACCCACCUUCUUCCUCCUCCUUAGUCCUCACCCGGAUUGUAGUGGGUGCUAAUUUGUUGGGUUUGAGUGAAAGGCCGGUUUUGGCUAAGAAAGCUAGUUUGGUCGCGAGGAAUUUUAUGGAUGCAGUGAGGACAAAGAAAGUGAGGGCUAAUGGGUUUGCUAAGUAUAUGGUGAACGAUAUGGGAAUGGGUGUGGAUGUUGUAGAGGAAAGUGAGGAUGAGAGGUUGCCUAUCUUGCCUAGUGCUACUUUAGGUAAGUAG
Messenger RNA from Dovyalis caffra, 288 nucleotides. The record is from the annotation of a GenBank genome assembly. NCBI's taxonomy places the organism in Eukaryota, Viridiplantae, Streptophyta, Magnoliopsida, Malpighiales, Salicaceae.